Molecule: messenger RNA, 3839 nt
Organism: Tribolium madens (black flour beetle)
Lineage: Eukaryota; Metazoa; Arthropoda; Insecta; Coleoptera; Tenebrionidae
Gene: Uba1
Product: ubiquitin-like modifier-activating enzyme 1
Exons: 5
Coding region: 358-3489 (1043 amino acids)
Biological process (GO): protein sumoylation
Cellular component (GO): SUMO activating enzyme complex; cytoplasm
Molecular function (GO): SUMO activating enzyme activity
Source: RefSeq, a predicted model, not a curated record
UACAGUUAUAAAAUAAAAUGUUAAUCGGUGUAAAAUCACUUAAAUUAUUUCUGUGUCCGAAUUGCUUUGCUUAACAUUAAGCAACAAUUAGUGUGAAUCUUGUGCGAUAAUUUCCAAUUUAAGCGCGUAAGUUUGAUGAAUUGUGGGAAAUUUAAAGGUCGUUCACAAGUGUAUGAAUCACGCAUUGCGGCAUGCGCACUAGCCCCGUUCUCUCUUUGUUCGUUCAUUGUGCGCUUUAAGCCAGCGUUCUAUGUGAUUCUAAGUGAAAAACCGACCGAUUGACAUUGAUAUAUGGUUAUAUUCGCGCAAAUUCCUCGAUUGACCCGAAACUAAUCAAACUGUGUCCUUUCGUGUCCGAUGUCUAGUGCUGAAAUCGCCGAAGGCUCCGUCGAUCCCCCAACUAAGAAGCGGAAGCUUGACUCAUUGCCGAUUUCAACAGACAUGGCGAACAACGGCGCUUCUGGAUCGUCUCAGCCGUCCCAGGACAUCGAUGAGGGCCUCUACUCGCGCCAGCUGUACGUCUUGGGGCACGACGCCAUGCGCCGCAUGGCUUCCAGCGACGUGCUCAUCUCGGGUCUCGGCGGCCUGGGCGUCGAAGUCGCCAAAAACGUCAUCCUCGGAGGGGUCAAGUCCGUCACGUUGCAUGACGAAGCCGUUUGCACCGUCGCCGACCUCUCCUCGCAGUUCUACUUCUCGGAAGCCGAUGUCGGCAAGAACAGGGCCGAAAUCUGCUGUAAGCAGUUGUCCGAACUCAACACUUACGUCCCCACGAAGGCCUACACGGGCCCCCUCACUCCCGACUUCAUCCUCAAGUUCCGAGUUGUCGUCCUCACCAAUAGUUCCCUAGCUGAGCAAAUGCAAAUCAGCGAAAUCACACAUGCCAAUAACAUUGCACUCAUUGUGGCCGAUACGAGGGGGCUGUUUGCCCAAGUGUUCUGUGAUUUCGGAGAUGCUUUCACGGUCGUUGACACUAAUGGAGAGUCACCGGUCUCGGCGAUGAUUGCUGAUAUUUCGAAAGAUAAAGAAGGUAUUGUCACUUGUAUCGACGACACUCGCCAUGGAAUGGAAGACGGCGACCACGUCACAUUUUCCGAAGUUGAAGGAAUGACCGAAUUGAACAAUUGCAAGCCGAUUAAAAUCAAGGUUUUAGGCCCUUAUACCUUCAGUAUCGGCGAUACGACCAACUUCUCAAAAUACGAGCGCGGCGGUAUCGCCACUCAAGUGAAAAUGCCCAAAAUCUUGUCGUUUAAAUCACUCAAAGACUCGUUAAAAUCCCCCGAAUUUUUGAUGACCGAUUUCGCGAAAUUUGAUCAUCCGCAACAAUUGCAUCUUGCUUUUCAAGCGUUGCACAAAUACGUUGAAAAGCAUGGACGAGUACCGAAACCAUGGAACAACGAAGACGCAUCCGAAUUUUUAUCCAUAGCUAAAUCUUUGGCCGUCGACGGCGGAAACGAUACCGAAGUGAACACUAAUUUGUUAGAAACGUUUGCCAAAGUGUGCGCGGGUGAUUUAAAUCCGAUUAAUGCGACUAUCGGUGGUAUCGUAGCUCAAGAAGUUAUGAAAGCUUGUUCGGGGAAAUUCCAUCCGAUUUAUCAGUGGUUGUAUUUCGAUGCGAUCGAAUGUUUGCCUACGGAUUCCGGGGAAAUUACCGAAGAGUCGGCUGCCCCUAAAGGGACACGGUAUGAUGGACAGAUUGCUGUUUUCGGAAGCGAAUUUCAGAAGAAAUUAGGAGGUUUGAAAUAUUUCGUAGUAGGUGCCGGUGCGAUUGGUUGCGAAUUACUUAAAAAUUUCGCUAUGAUGGGAAUUGGUGGUGAAGGUGGUCAAGUCACCGUCACAGACAUGGAUCUUAUAGAAAAAUCUAAUCUCAACAGACAGUUUUUGUUUAGACCACAUGAUGUUCAGCGUCCUAAAUCCGGAACAGCGGCAAAGGUGAUCAAGAAAAUGAACCCGAGCAUAAACAUAGUCGCUCAUGAAAACCGCGUCGGUCCCGAGUCUGAAAACAUGUACGACGACACUUUCUUCGAGUCUUUAGAUGGCGUUGCAAACGCUUUAGACAACGUCGAUGCUCGCAUUUACAUGGACCGUCGAUGCGUCUAUUACCGAAAACCUCUUUUAGAAUCUGGAACCUUGGGUACAAAAGGCAACACCCAGGUCGUAGUGCCUUUCCUCACCGAAUCAUACAGUUCGUCACAGGACCCUCCCGAAAAGAGCAUCCCGAUUUGUACCCUUAAAAAUUUUCCUAACGCCAUCGAACAUACUCUCCAAUGGGCUCGUGAUAAUUUCGAGGGCCUUUUCAGACAGAGCGCUGAAAACGCUUCUCAAUAUCUCACCGAUCCUGAAUUUCUGGAACGUACUAUUAAAUUGCCUGGAGUUCAGCCAAUUGAAGUGCUAGAAUCGGUCAAAGCAGCUUUAGUUGAUGAUAGACCAAAGAGUUUUGAAGACUGUGUUGAAUGGGCAAGACAUCAUUGGGAGGAACAAUAUUCCAAUCAGAUCAAACAGUUGCUAUUUAAUUUCCCACAAGAUCAAAAGACUAGCACUGGUCAGUUGUUCUGGUCGGGGCCGAAAAGGUGUCCAGUACCACUCACGUUCGACGUGAACAAUACCUUGCAUUUGGAUUAUAUUUUUGCCGCGGCUAAUCUGAAAGCCGAGGUUUAUGGGAUACCGCAGAAUAGAGAUCGGGCUUACAUCGCCGAAGUGGUACAGAAAAUUCAAGUACCCGAGUUCGUGCCGAAAUCUGGCGUCAAGAUCGCCGUCACCGAUUCGCAAAUGGCAAUGACGAACGGCUCAAGCGUUGAUUUGGACCGCGUAAGCCAAAUUAGGGAGGAAUUACCGUCUGUAGCCGAAUUGGGCAAUCUUUGUCUCACUCCACUCGAGUUCGAAAAAGACGACGAUACAAACCUCCACAUGGACUUCAUAGUGGCCGCUUCAAACCUGCGAGCCGCCAACUAUAAAAUCCCGCCAGCUGAUCGACACAAGUCGAAGCUGAUUGCUGGCAAAAUCAUCCCAGCUAUUGCGACAACAACCUCAGUCGUGGCCGGUCUCGUCUGUCUCGAGUUGUAUAAGUUGACAAGAAGCUUAAAAUCAUUGACACCGUUUAAGAACGGUUUUGUCAACUUGGCUCUGCCAUUCUUCGGAUUUUCGGAGCCGAUUGCUGCGCCCAAGAACGAAUACUGCGGGAAGGAAUGGACGUUGUGGGACAGAUUCGAGGUGGAUGGAGAGAUGACUUUGAGUGAGUUCCUGGAGUACUUCAAGGAGAAGCACGGUUUGGAGAUCACGAUGUUGUCGCAAGGGGUUUGCAUGUUGUACUCGUUCUUCAUGGCCAAGGCUAAAGCGCAGGAACGUCUAGGACUACCCAUGUCCGAAAUCGUGAAGAGGGUCUCGAAGAAGAAGCUUGAACCCCACGUCAAGGCUUUAGUGUUUGAAUUGUGUUGUAACGAUGCUGACGGAAACGAUGUUGAAGUUCCGUAUGUUAAGUAUAAUUUACCUUGAAUGGUUACGUGUUGGCUGCAUUCGCAUUAGGGCAUUUAAUGACAGUUAUUAGGUGUGCACUAAAUUGAACUAUUCUGGGUAUUUAUCAAAUUGUGAUCUUGUAAAUUAUUUAUAUAUUUUGCAAGCAUAAUACAUACUAGAACACGUGUUCGGUAGGAAUUUGUUAUUACUUGCCCAGUGAUUCUCUCACAUGAAUUCAUAUUAUUUGUGUUAUGGCGAGUGAACUUCAAUGAGCUAAUGCAAUAUAAUCGUACGUAUGCUGAUACUGGAAUACAUUGUAGGUUCAGGAUAGUGUUUAUUUUCUUAAAUAUUUUGAUGUGUGAAAUUUAAUAAAUAUGUUUUCAACAUUA